Messenger RNA from Daphnia pulex (common water flea), 2562 nucleotides. RefSeq lists its product as uncharacterized. The transcript has a single exon. Bases 169 to 2241 code for a protein of 690 amino acids. The record is from RefSeq and is a predicted model, not a curated record. Gene Ontology annotation, molecular function: protein binding. Lineage: Eukaryota; Metazoa; Arthropoda; Branchiopoda; Diplostraca; Daphniidae.
AUUUUCAGUUGCAGUAGGAGCAGUGUAACGCCAAACUUGAUACCGUGCUUUCUUACUUUGGUGUUUAUUCUUUCGUGCCGACGUGAAGAAAAGACACUUGACAUCAUCGUUAAUUUUGUAUUGCGUGCGGUUGCAUUUUCUUUUCUUAUUCGUGAUUUUAAUUCAACUAUGAUAUUGUCAUGGGAGACAUUUGUUUGGAUCGUCGGCAGAUUUUUGGGUUCUAUAGGACUGUUGGUUUGCAUUACGAUGUUGGUAGUGAUAUUACUUUACAUUUCCUAUCCAAAUAUACUUGGAAUUCUUAAGCGUUACAUGCCCAAAUACGCCAGUAGACUUGAUAAUUUCACCAAAUUCUUUACCGUAAAACUAAUUGAAAAGUUAGCGUCCCAGUCUGGCAUAUUUGGAGUCCAGUCCAAGCAAAAGAUCCUCUACGUACCGAAUGCCGACCAACAGCCUCCAUCGUCAAAUUACAAUCUGAACAAGAGCAACAGUUUCGAUGAAAUAUCUCAAGAUGCCCUUUCUCAACAUCUUCUGAGCAAGGAAACGGCCAAUUUGAUCGAUCAGUUAAAUAGCGAUGGAUCAUCGAAAGAGUUCGACAAAACAAUGCACGACAUGCUGCGCUACUUGAAGGAUUUCAAAAAGAAAGCCAACAUCACCGAGUUUGAAAUUUAUCAAAGUAGCAUGCACUGGUUAUCCGAUCGGUUAGGUAUUCACCACACUUUCAUCGUUUUCCAAACGGACGGUGGAACUGAAAAAGAGUACUGGUGGUCGCUGGAGAAGAACACCAAAUACAUCGUCAUGCAGAGAUCACGAAACCAGGUCGCAGUCGUCAGCAGGUUCAUGAGAAAAAAUCGAAAAAACGUUAAAUGUAUCGGUGAAAACCCAAUUAAAGGCCACGGCACCAUGGCCGAGCUCUUGACAACGCUGUGGGCGUUCAACAUUACGGAAAAGUAUCACGUCGUCAAAGCCAACUGUCAGACGUUUGUUCAAUUCAUAGAGAAAGCCUACCAAAAGUCAUCCGAUUUCGUAAACAAUCAAAUCGCGUCGUUUGAAUCAGCGGUGCCCUAUUCUACUUCUCUUUCCAACCAAAAAAUCGACCCAAUCAUUAAUUUGCUAACCAAAUUUCCAGAGUGGCCGCCAUUAUUUGCCAUCGUUUACCUGGGAGAUGCGGUUCUGCUCGAAAACUUUUUAUGCAAUGACAAAAACACGAAAUACACCGACGUUGACUUCGUCGCUUACGACACCACUGUACUACAGCUGGCCAUACUUUUGUCUAAAAUCAAAAUGGUCGAGAUUUUACUACGAAAUCCGAAUUUCAAAAAAGAGAUCCUUAUUACUCGGCUACUUCAGAACGAAGAUCCAGAUAUCCCUUGGAAAGGUAUGAGUUUACUUCAUACGGCCGCAGCCUUCACGGGCGAUACGAAAAUCAUCGAUUUACUAUUUAAACAUCAAAAAGUCAAUAAAGACACGGACGCAUCGGGAAGAAAUGCCCUGCACAUCGCGGCCGUGGCAUCCAACGUCACCACCGUCAACCAUUUGCUCAAAAACUGUCAUUUAGAUCCCAAUGCUCGUGACAACAGCGGCCUGACUCCACUUCACUUGGCAGCACGACACACAGACAACAGCAACAUCAUCGACUUACUCCUCAAAGCUAAAAAGACACAGGAAACUGACAGGGGCCUCGAUGAUGAUGACUCUCAAGGAAGAACGGCCCUCCACCACGCCGUCAUUGGCUCGAACGUGACGGCCACUCGCCGCCUGAUAGAAAAAGGAGCCAACCCCAUUCAAGCCGACAGGCACGGCACAACUCCGUUGGAUUUGGCGGUACAACAAGCGAAAGACAUGGAGAUCAUCAAUUUGUUCCUGGAAAAUAAAACCGUCUAUAAAGAACUCAAAGUAAAGGGCGGAGAUAGAGUUUUCAACUUUAAAAACCCCAAUGCUGCUGGAUUGAGCAAUGAAAUCGAGCAACGCUUGCGCAGCAAAGGGAUCAUCAGGAAACUACCUAUACCUCCUGAAGCUAAUUCCGAAACCAAUCCACAAACGAAUCCCGAAAUCAAUCAUGGAAAUAAUGGAGAAGAAAAUGGUGGAGAAAAUAACGCAAGAAAAAACAAGCCCUGUAAAAAUACAGAAAUUCUCCCGACAGACAAUAAGGAUAAAAAAACGAAGAAUAAUGAGAUGUGGGGAAUGACAUCGCAGGUAAAGAUCGACCAAUGUACUGCAAAAAGGCCUUUGAGUGUGUGUUAAGUGUUACGACCGAGUCCAACAUAUCCCAUCAGAUUGAAGGCUUACGCUUCUAUAGCCACGCACAAAAGCGAAGCGUAGCUACAUUUUCUUGGUAGUAUUGCAACAUCACAGUCUAAUUAAGUCUUUGAAUUUGUCCUGUAGCUACAUCGACACCCACUCAACCACAAAAUCCUGUAGCUACCUGUACCUGUACCCCACAUGGAAAUCCACUUUCAGAUAUUGCUUGUUUUGCAUUUGUAAAAGAAAUCCCCCCACUCUAAAAUAGUCCCGUGCCAGUUCAAAUUGGUUUGUCGAUUACAAAUACACACAAAUUUAUAGUUA